GCGUGGGAUACGACGUAAGUGCUAACCUAUAAUAAUUUUUAGGUCUGCCCAGCGUCAUCAUCGGUUUGAUCUGGCCUAUUACCCCACUACAGAGAAGGAUAUAGCGGCCCUAACCCUUCCUCUGUCCUUCCUUCUAUUUACAAUAUCAGCGCAGACGGGUUAUAAGGAGACUUCCGCCUCAAUUUAAUUUAAUUUGAGUUUGUUACCAUUACCGGUGCGACAAAAACUGCCUAGUGGUUACUAGGUGAAGAGCGCAUGCUUCCGACUAGCUGAGCCUCUUUUUUCUUUUUUUUUUUUUUCUUAUUGCCCCUCGUCGUUUUUGCAGAGGGUCCACCCCACCGUCUCUUAGGCAUCUCAACCCACUCAUCUUACAACACUACACACGCACUAGAGGCGCACACAUCCUCGCGGAAACGCCUUGUUGAGACGGACCAACGAUAUUCUACCUAUCAUAACUAUCUCCCGAUUUAAUCUAAGAAACUAUUGAUACCCCACGUCCACGCGUACCACCGCCAAAAUGCCUCCCAGGAAGAAGGGAAAUAAGAAGGCGGCCGACGACUGGGAGGCCGAUCUGGGAGAGUCGAUCGUACCCACCAACGGCGAUGCUACUACCGCCGCUGCCGACGCGCCGGAGGAGGAGAACCAGGAUGAGGAUGCGGCGCCUGUUGGUGGGCUAAUGGGUAUGCUGAAGAAGAAGCGUGAGAAGAGAAAGAAGAUGGGCUUGUCGGAAGACUUUGUUGAGGGUGAGAACGCUUCCGCCGAACCUACUCCAGAUGCCGCUGCGAAAGCGCCUCAAGAGGCUACGAUGGAUGAUGAGUUCGCAUUGCCCGAGAAGAAGGGGAAGGGUGGAAAGCAAAACAAACAACCUGCCAAGGCUGCAGCAGCUGACGCGGACGAUGAGGAGACGGGAGAGGGUGGAAGAGUGUUAACCAAAGCCGAGAAGGAGAAAUUGAAAAAGGAGCGAGAAAAGGCGAGAAAGAAGGAACAGGCUGCGAAGAAAAAGACGACACCCGCCCCGCCCCCGAAGGCUGCAGAGCCCGCGAAAACCGUUGUAGAGAAGAAAGAAGCUCCUGCUGCAGCACCCGCUGUUGGGGCCGCAGGAGGGAAAGGAAAGAAGCUACCUCCACAUCUAUUGGCUCUCCAGAAGCAACAAGAAGAGUUGCGACGAAAACGAGAAGAAGAUGAGCGCUUUGCUGCUGAAGAGAAAGCCAGACUAGCGCAGCUAGAACAAGAAGAAGCUGAAGCGGUGAAGCGAAGAGAAGAAGAAAAGGCCCGCAAGAAGCAAAAGGAGAAGGAGAGGAUUGAACAACUGAAGAAAGAGGGCAAGUUCAUGACCAAGGCACAGCGAGAAGAGAAGGCUCGAAAUGAGCGAAAACUUCAGCAGAUGCUUGCUGCCGGCAUCAAGGUCGGGCCCUCCGAAGAUGGCGAAGAUAAAAAGAAGAAGGUUUAUGACAACAAAAAGCGCGGCAAGAAGACCGAGCAAAAGGUUGACGAAGAGAAAGCCUUAGCGGAGGCUGCCGAGCGCGCGAGACAGCAAGCCGAAGCUGCUGCCAAGGAAGCAGAAGAAAAGGCGGCUAAGAAAGCUGCUGCCAAAGCUGCUAAAGAGAAGGAGAAGGAAGCGAAGGAAGAUAGCGAGGUCGAAGAUGACUGGGAGGCAGCUGCUGAUGAAGAUGUCAAAGAAAGUUGGGAUGCCGACUCGGAUGAAGAGGCUGCAUCGUCGUCGAAGAAGCCUGAGUCAGGCAAAUCGUUACCGUCGAGACCCAAGCUCGGAUCGGAUGAGUCUGAAGAAGAGUCCGACGAAGAGUCAUCCGAAGACGAGGCGCAAACUGCGGCACAGGCAGCGGAAGCCCAGCGAAAGAGGGAAGCUGCUGACAGACGAGAGAAGGCUCACCAAGCCGCUCUGGCUGCUAGAUCCAAGGAUAACCUACGUUCUCCGAUUUGCUGUAUUUUGGGACACGUCGAUACCGGUAAAACUAAGCUUUUGGACAAAAUCCGACAAACCAACGUCCAAGAAGGCGAAGCUGGUGGUAUCACUCAACAGAUUGGUGCAACUUACUUCCCCGUUGAUGCCAUCAAGCAGAAGACUGCCGUGGUCAACCCCGAAGGAAAGUUCGAGUUCAAGGUUCCGGGUCUUUUAAUCAUCGAUACACCUGGUCACGAGUCUUUCUCCAAUCUUCGAUCUCGAGGUUCGUCACUCUGUAACAUCGCUAUCUUGGUUGUCGAUAUUAUGCACGGUCUUGAACCCCAAACUCUCGAGUCAAUGAAGUUGCUCCGAGACCGUAAGACGCCCUUCAUUGUUGCCCUCAACAAGAUCGAUCGUCUAUACGGCUGGAAGAAGGUGGACAACAAUGGUUUCCAGGAAAGUUUGGCUCUUCAAAAUAAGGGUGUCCAGAACGAGUUCAGAAAUCGACUGGAGCAAACAAAACUCGCGUUCUCCGAGCAGGGUUUCAAUGCCGAACUUUACUAUGAAAACAAAUCGAUGGCAAGAUACGUAUCAUUGGUGCCGACCUCAGCCCAUACUGGUGAAGGUAUCCCUGACAUGUUGAAGCUAAUUCUCCAGCUGACCCAAGAAAGGAUGGUGGGCUCUCUAAUGUACCUCUCCGAAGUUCAGGCCACAGUUCUUGAAGUCAAAGCGAUUGAGGGCUUCGGUAUGACAAUUGAUGUCAUUCUUUCUAACGGUAUCCUCCGAGAAGGUGACCGAAUUGUAGUCUGCGGUGUGGAGGGUGCAAUCACCACAAAUAUCCGUGCACUCCUAACACCCGCUAUUAUGAAGGAAUUGCGUGUUAAAUCCCAAUACGUACAUAACAAGGAAGUCAAGGCAGCUAUGGGUGUCAAGAUUAGUGCACCUGGUCUCGAAGGCGCUAUCGCUGGUUCCCGAUUACUUGUUGUCGGCCCUGAUGACGAUGAGGAAGAUCUCGAGGAAGAAGUCGAAUCCGAUCUCAACAAGCUCUUCAGCCGUGUCGCUACAACUGGACGUGGUGUCAGUGUACAGGCUUCUACACUUGGUUCCCUCGAAGCUUUGUUGGAUUUCUUGAAGGACUGCAAGAUUCCCGUAGCCAAUGUCGGAAUUGGUCCCGUGUUCAAGCGUGAUGUCGUUCAGUGCGCUACUAUGUUGGAGAAGAAUCCCGACUACGCUGUUAUGCUUUGCUUCGAUGUCAAGAUUGAUAAAGAGGCGCAAGCAUACGCUGAGGAGAACGGCAUCAAGAUUUUCACUGCCGACAUUAUCUACCAUCUCUUCGACGCUUUCACGAAGCACAUGGACGAGCAAUUGGAAAAGAAGAAGGAAGAAUCUAAGAUGUUGGCGGUCUUUCCCUGUGUUCUCAACACGGUCGCCGUCUUCAACAAGACCGGUCCCAUCGUUGUUGGUGUUGAUGUGGUAGAUGGUAGUCUGAGAGUCAACACACCAAUCGCCGCCGUUAAGCAGAACCCGACAACUGGCGCUAAGGAAAUUGUCAGUCUUGGCAGAGUGACUUCCAUCGAAAGAGAUCACAAGCAGAUCCCGGUUUGUAAGAAGGGUCAACCUUCGGUCGCUAUUAAGGUUGAAAUGGGUGGUCACCAACCUACUUACGGUCGUCAACUAGAAGAGAAGGACGCACUCUACAGUUUAAUAUCCCGAGCGAGUAUCGACACACUGAAGGAAUUCUACCGAAAAGAAGUGACGAACGACGAGUGGCAGCUUAUCAUUAAGCUUAAGCCGUUGUUCGACAUCAACUAAGUGGAUUAAAACUAGAUUGACUGGUAGACACAGAGAUUGGCGACCUGAUGGUGUGUAUUUAAUGAGACUGUUGCUCGUGUAUAUGGCGCGAUAUGACGACAACAUAGCAUGUUCCCGCCCAUGUGUCGGAAGGAAAGUUGACAUGCGAGAGGUUUCUAAAAUGGUUCUUUGUCUUCUGGUACGAAAAGGGGCUUUUCACGCAUUCUAGAUUAUUUAUCAUAUGAAGACCCCGUACCUAGGAUGGGAGGUAGGGCUCGCGAUGUCGAGAGUCUGGUCGCGUGCUACAUGGGCUGAAAACAUUAGGUAUUUUCUCAUAGGUGGUGUACGAAAAAUUGAUUUUACGUUUUAUGAAUCAUAGGAUUUUAUCAUUCUAUACUAGACGGAUUUCUUCUUCGGGUCCUGACAGCACCCAUGGUAAGAACUGGGUAAUAGGUAAUGGAUUAGAAUACUAGCAGACGAAGAAUGAUGUGAAUAGAAAUUACGUA
Molecule: messenger RNA, 4200 nt
Organism: Hypoxylon trugodes
Lineage: Eukaryota; Fungi; Ascomycota; Sordariomycetes; Xylariales; Hypoxylaceae
Exons: 4
Coding region: 518-3715 (1065 amino acids)
Molecular function (GO): translation initiation factor activity; GTP binding; GTPase activity
Source: RefSeq, a predicted model, not a curated record